Messenger RNA from Frieseomelitta varia, 2283 nucleotides. RefSeq names its product ATP-dependent RNA helicase SUV3 homolog, mitochondrial (gene Suv3). The transcript is spliced from 15 exons. Gene Ontology annotation, biological process: mitochondrial RNA 3'-end processing; RNA catabolic process. The record is from RefSeq and is a predicted model, not a curated record. Gene Ontology annotation, cellular component: mitochondrial degradosome. The coding region runs from base 70 to 2268 and encodes 732 amino acids. Gene Ontology annotation, molecular function: ATP binding; hydrolase activity, acting on acid anhydrides; RNA helicase activity. NCBI's taxonomy places the organism in Eukaryota, Metazoa, Arthropoda, Insecta, Hymenoptera, Apidae.
GUAUACGAGGGUUAGGACUUUUACACGAUAAAUAGUAGAAUAUGAAAGCAAAUAGAAUUAGUCAUAAAAAUGAUACCAGUUAUGCACCUUGUUACAGAACAAUUAAAACGAAAUAAUUUUAUAGUGCCAUUAUUUUUAAGGCAAUUAGAUUCUGGAAUUAAGUUUACCCAGAGUGUAAGAAAAAAAUACAGCAAGUACGAUUCACAGAAUCUAAAUAAUUUAUUUCACCCAGUUUCUGUAAAGAAAAAUGUGGAUGAUGCAAACGUUGGUGUCGAAUUAACUGGUUCUAUAAGUAAACACAAAGUGAUACAGAUCUUAUGUGACUUUGCAAAACAUGCAGUAGUUAAAGAAUUAAGUACAAAAUAUGGAUUAGAUGAUGUAAUCUUCACCUCAGCAAUGUCAAAUUUUCGAAGUCAUUGUAUAGAAUCUGAACAGUUACCUACAGAUCUUCAUAUUAUUAUAAGUGAUAUUAUAAAAGGAGGUGGAAAUAUUACAGAUAUAUUUCCAUAUUUUUUAAGACAUGCCAAACAAAUGUAUCCACAUAUUGAUUGCUUAGAUGAGCUAAGAAAAAUCAGUGACUUAAGAAAUCCACCUUAUUGGUAUCCUAUAGCGAGAUCUAAGAAAAGAAAAAUUAUAUUUCAUGCUGGACCUACAAAUAGUGGCAAAACGUAUCAUGCGUUAAAAAGAUUUAUGACAGCAAAAAGUGGUGUUUACUGUGGACCUUUAAAGUUAUUAGCUAGUGAAGUUUUUAGCAAGUGUAAUUCUAUGGGUACUCCAUGUGAUCUAAUAACAGGAGAAGAACACAGAUACGCAAAGAAUGCAGAAUCCCCUGCAAAUCAUACAUCAUGUUCUAUAGAAAUGGCAAAUAUACAAAAUGUUUAUGAAGUAGGAAUAAUCGAUGAAAUUCAAUUAAUACGUGAUCCAAGUAGAGGAUGGGCAUGGACAAGGGCUCUUCUUGGACUAGCAGCAGAUGAAAUACAUUUGUGUGGUGAAUUUGCUGCUAUUCCUAUGGUACAAUCUAUUUGUUUAACAACAGGAGAAUCAGUAGAAAUAAAAGAAUAUAAACGAUUGACUUCGCUUGAAAUAGAGGAGUCGGCACUCUGUUCCUUAAAAAAUAUUCAACCAGGAGAUUGUAUAGUUUGUUUUAGUAGAAAUGAUAUAUUUUUAGUAUCAAAUGUUAUUGAAAAAAUGGGUCAUAAAGUAGCUGUAAUAUAUGGUAGUUUACCACCAGGUACAAAAUUAGCACAAGCUGCAAGAUUUAAUGACCCCAAUGAUCCUUGCAAAGUAUUAGUGGCUACCAAUGCAAUAGGAAUGGGUCUUAAUUUGCAUAUUCGAAGAAUUAUAUUUUAUUCAAUUACUCAACCAACUGUCAAUGAAAAAGGAGAAGUGGAGAUUGACACAAUUUCUGUAUCGUCUGCAUUACAAAUAGCAGGUCGCGCUGGUCGUUAUGGAACACAGUGGUCGAAAGGAUUUGUAACAACUUUUAAACCUGAAGAUCUUCCUUUAUUAAAAAAUUUACUGCAGCAAACCCCAGAAGAAAUUCACCGAGCUGGACUUCAUCCAACGGCAGACCAAAUAGAAUUAUAUGCCUAUUAUUUACCAAAUGCACCGUUAUCAAAUCUCAUUAAUAUCUUUAUUGCGUUAUGCGAACUUGAUCAUACUUUGUACUUCAUUUGCAAUUUGGAUGAUUUUAAAUUUCUUGCUGAUACAAUACAACAUAUACCUUUAUCUCUUCGUACACGAUAUGUGUUUUGUUGUGCACCAAUCAAUAGAAAAAUACCUUUGUCAUGCAGUAUGCUUUUAAGGUAUGCUCGACAAUGUAGUAAAAAUGAGCCGGCAACUAUUUUAUGGUUACGCGAACAAAUUAAUUGGCCUCCUAAAACGCCAUUGAAUAUUACUCAGCUUUUACAUUUAGAAAGCUUAUUUGAUGUAUUAGACGUCUACUUGUGGUUAAGUUAUCGAAUGCCAGAUUUAUUUCCUGAUGCAGAUGCAGUUAGAAAAUUACAAGAGGAAUUAGACAAAAUUAUUGAAGAAGGAAUUGAAAAAAUUGCAAAAUUAUUUAAGAAACCGAAAGCAGAUUUUGAGAUAUCUAAUGAAACACGAUAUGACGAUAAGUUCAACGAAGGUAAAUAUCGAAAAGAUAAAUUAAGCCAGUCGUUGGUAUCUAAAGGUCUUCUAACGCCAAAAAUGUUAGAACAACUAAAAGUAGAAUGGUCCACGGAACACAAAUCGAAAGAGAGAGGACGUAAACAUAAAUUUCGUAGAUAAAAAAAAAUCGUCUUA